Molecule: messenger RNA, 875 nt
Organism: Propithecus coquereli (Coquerel's sifaka)
Lineage: Eukaryota; Metazoa; Chordata; Mammalia; Primates; Indriidae
Gene: HAVCR2
Product: hepatitis A virus cellular receptor 2
Exons: 7
Coding region: 1-861 (286 amino acids)
Source: RefSeq, a predicted model, not a curated record
AUGUUUUCACAUCUUUCCUUUGACUGUGUCCUGCUGCUGCUGCUGCUUCUACCUAUAAGGUCUUUGGAAGAUGAAUACACAGUGGAAGUGGGUCGGAAUGCCUAUCUGCCCUGCUCCUACACUCCUACCACCCCAGGGCAUCUCAUACCUGUGUGCUGGGGCAAGGGAGCCUGUCCCAUGCUUGGAUGUACCACUGAGGUGCUCAUCACUGAUGAAAGGAACGUGACUUAUCAGGCAUCCAGCAGAUACUGGCUAAAGGGGAAUUUCCACAAAGGAGAUGUGUCCCUGAUCAUAGAGAAUGUGACCCUAGCAGACAGUGGGACCUAUUGCUGCCGGAUCCAGGUCCCAGGCCCAAUGAAUGACAAAAAAUUUGACCUGAAGUUGGUCAUCAAACCAGCCAAGGUCACCCCUGCUCCGACUCUGCAGAGACACGUUACUGUGGCCUUUCCAAGGAUGCCCACCACCAGCGGGGGACGUGACUCAGAAACACAGACACUGGGGAUCCUCCAUGAUAAAAAUCAAACACAAAUAUCCACAUUGGCUAAUGAAUUACAAGACUCUGGAGUGUCCACCAGAAUAGCUGUCUACAUUGGAGCAGGAAUCUCUGCUGGACUGGCUCUCGCUCUUAUCUUUGGUGCUUUAAUUUUCAAAUGGUAUUAUGAGGGUAUAAACAUUUUGGUUACGUUUUAUGUCUUUGCCUCACCCAAGCGAGGCCUCAUCUCUUUUGCCAGCUUCGCCCCGUCAGGGCUAGAAAAUGCAGUAGCAGCGGGGAUGCGCUCAGAAGAAAACAUCUACACCAUCGAGGAGAACGUAUAUGAAAUGGAGGAUCCAAAUGAGUAUUACUGCUCCAUUCAGCCGUGAGCAGCAAUCCCGAC